UCGGAGCGGAACCAUAUUUCCGAAUUUGAACAGUUGUUUAGUAAUACUCCGAGGAGUAUUUUUUUAUAUAUUAAUUUAUUAUACUAUUUAAUUGUUAUCGAUAAUGGCUGAUGCGGCCGGCGAAAAGCUCUCGAAAAAUGAGCUGAAGAGGAGGCUGAAGGCAGAGCAGAAAGCCAAGGAGAAGGCAGAGAAGUUGGAGCAGCAACCAGCAAAGCCAGCUGCUUCUGCUGCCAAGAAGGUGUCAGAGGAGGAGAUCAGUCCGAAUGAAUAUUUUGCAUUGAGGAGUCAGGCCAUCGCUAAUUUGAAGACCCUGGGCAAAGAUCAACAGCCCUAUCCACACAAGUUCCAUGUAUCCACAUCACUGGAGCAGUUCAUUGCUGACUAUUCGGAGAUUGGAGAUGGCGAAGUCAAAGAAACGGAGCUCAGCGUUGCUGGACGUGUGCAUGCUAUCAGAGAGUCUGGAGCCAAAUUGAUUUUCUACGAUCUGAGAGGGGAGGGCGUCAAGAUACAAAUUAUGGCAACAGCGAAGAGUUACGUGAGCGAAGAGAAGUUCGCCGAGGAUACCGGAAAAAUUCGUAGGGGCGAUAUCAUCGGCGUGCAGGGAUUCCCGACCAAAACCAAGAAGGGCGAGCUGUCGGUGAUGCCGAAGAAGAUCACUUUGUUGUCGCCGUGCCUGCACAUGUUGCCCCAUCUGCAUUUCGGAUUGAAGGAUAAGGAGACUAGAUUCAGGCAAAGGUACCUGGACAUCAUCAUCAACGGCAGGGUGAGGAACAUCUUCCAGAUUCGCUCCAAGAUCGUUUCUUACAUUAGGCGUUUCUUUGACGAGAUGGGUUUCUUGGAAGUUGAAACUCCGAUGAUGAACAUGAUCGCCGGCGGCGCGACAGCCAAACCGUUCAUCACGCAUCACAACGACCUUAACAUGGACCUGUACAUGCGUAUCGCGCCUGAAUUGUACUUGAAGAUGUUGGUCGUCGGCGGUUUAGAUAGGGUUUACGAAAUUGGUCGUCAGUUCAGAAACGAAGGCAUCGAUUUGACUCACAACCCAGAAUUUACGACGUGCGAAUUUUACAUGGCUUACGCCGAUUACAAUGAUUUGAUUACGAUCACCGAAACCUUGAUUUCUGGAAUGGUGUACAGCAUCCAUAAAUCGUACAAGAUUAAAUACCAUCCCGACGGACCGGAGGGCGAAGAAGUGGAGAUUGAUUUCACACCGCCGUUCAAGAAGAUCCCAAUGAUUCCAGCGCUCGAAAAAGCCCUGAACGUUAAGUUCCCUCCUGCCGUCGAGAUGAACAGCGAAUCUACAAAACAAUUCUUAAGCGAUUUGUGUAUUAAACACGGAGUCGAUUGCCCGGCACCGAGGACCACCGCCAGAUUAUUGGACAAAUUAGUCGGGGAGUACAUCGAGGAGACCUGCAUCAAUCCGGCUUUCAUUACCGAGCAUCCGCAGAUCAUGAGCCCUCUGGCAAAGUGGCACCGCGACAUCCCCGGUCUGACCGAACGUUUCGAACUGUUCGUUAUGAAGAAGGAAGUGAGCAAUGCGUACACGGAGUUGAACGAUCCCGUCGUGCAAAGGCAACGUUUCGAACAGCAAGCAAAGGAUAAGGCUGCCGGCGAUGACGAAGCUCAGAUGGUCGACGAGACCUUCUGCACGGCCUUGGAAUAUGGUCUGCCACCGACGGCUGGUUGGGGUCUUGGCGUGGACAGACUCACCAUGUUCUUAACUGAUAACAAUAACAUCAAGGAGGUACUGUUGUUCCCAGCAAUGAAGCCAGAUGACCCAAACAAGCAUAAGGAGGAUGAGGAGCAGCAGCAGCAAUCGUCAACAUCCAGUUAA
Messenger RNA from Nicrophorus vespilloides, 1834 nucleotides. RefSeq names its product lysine--tRNA ligase. Gene Ontology annotation, biological process: lysyl-tRNA aminoacylation. Gene Ontology annotation, molecular function: tRNA binding; lysine-tRNA ligase activity; ATP binding. The transcript is spliced from 3 exons. The record is from RefSeq and is a predicted model, not a curated record. Gene Ontology annotation, cellular component: cytosol; aminoacyl-tRNA synthetase multienzyme complex; cytoplasm. Lineage: Eukaryota; Metazoa; Arthropoda; Insecta; Coleoptera; Silphidae. Bases 104 to 1834 code for a protein of 576 amino acids.